AUUGUUUUCUUCACAGAUACUUCUAGCAUUAACCCUUAUUUCUUGGGUUUAUACUAUACUAGCAGGCUACACUAUAGCCAAAAGACAACUUGCAAAGAAUAUAGAAGCCUGUGGAUUGACUGCUGAAUAUGGGGAAGGGAAAGGACAAGAGCCUUGGUAGUCCCAAGAGAAGCUUAGAUAGCCCCAAGUCCCCAAAGUUACGCACAUCAUCACCAUCGUUUCGUCGGGAGCAGUUACUACGAACUGAUCCUCUCCCGGAGAUCAAUGUGACACCAUAUCCCCUUUCAACAUCCACUGAAAUGGCCAUGGCCAUGAGUUCAGAGGCCCAGGCCUUACAGGAGAGAGUCAAAGUCUUAUCAGACCUUGUCCGUGAACUACAAAGGGCCCGUGAUGAAAAUAUUCCCCAAAUGAAUAACAUUAAUAGUUUAUCUGAGAAAAUUGUUAGUGAAGAAAAGCUGACCGUUACUAAUAGGGGCAAAUUAAAACUACUGUAUGAGAAAGCUGUAGCUGAUUCUGAGAAAGAAGUUGCCCUAAUGAAGAAAGCUUUAAACACUGUGUAUCAGAUACGCAACAUUCGCCAUGACUUGCGAAUACAGGCGAAGAAUUCUGGCAACAAAGAAACAAUUAGACGAGGCGCCCUCAUGAAGAUGCUUCUGAACUGUGCACAGACCCUCCCACUGUGGAUUGGGAAUGCUGGAGAAAAGCCACCUCCUUUGUGUGGCGCUGUUCCUCCAGAGCAAAAUUAUAUUGCGAAGGUGAAUGAUAUGGUAGCUUGCUUAGUUAGAGGCAGUGAAGGUGAAGACAACUGGAUUCUGGCUGAGGUUGUAAAUUAUAAUACUGCUACCAACAAGUAUGAGGUAGAUGACAUCGAUGAGGAGCAGAAGGAACGGCACACACUAAGCCGUAGACGAGUUUACCCAUUGCCUCUGAUGAGAGCUAAUCCAGAGGUCAAUCCCGAAGCAUUGUAUCCUAAGGGCUCUAUAGUGAUGGCCUUAUACCCUCAGACGACAUGUUUCUACAAAGCCAUUAUUAAUCGCCUGCCUACAUUGGCAACAGAGGAGUAUGAAGUGCUGUUUGAGGAUCCUUCUUAUGCUGAUGGUUAUUCACCACCUCUGAUGGUUGCUCAGAGAUAUGUGAUUCAGAUAAAAGAAGUUAAAAAGAAAUCUUGAUCUACCUCUGUUGAUGAAGAGGAGUCAUGCUCUUGAUUUAAUUUAGUUUUUCAUAGGUUUGUAUUUUCCAGAUGUUGUGUUGGUAAUUUGCUGUCUUUUUCAGGAGUUUCCUUCAAAGACAACUGUCUUGGUAUCAUACAUUUAACAUUCUUUUGGUACUUUCAAGUUGUCUGCAAGGUAUAUUCUCUUUGCAAAUGGAAGUUGUAAAGAGAUGUAUUGAAAUGCUUUUCUUUAAGAUUACAGAAACAACAGGAAUAGUGCAAUAUUGAAUUAUACGUAAUAAAAAUGGGUGACAGCUGUUUUCCAUCAAAAAAUUCUAUUAGAUAGAAUAAGAAUCUGUUGCUUCAUUUCUUGCCUUAUAAACUCAUUUUUUAAUUUGUUUAUUGACAAAACCAACUUUUUUGCCCACAAGCAUUGCUUUUGCAAGAAAUAUUGCUAAUGACUGGAGCAUUUGUGCUGCCUCUCUUGUGACUUCCUGUAUGUACAUAUCAAAGAUCAGUGAAUGUGGGUUGCACUAGAUGGAGUCUGAAGAUUUGUUUAGAUUUUAGUACAUAAUUUAAAGUAUUACAGACUCAGGAGGAGGAGAGACAUUUUCAGAUAUGUUAAUUGAAGUGUAACUGUUGCAGAAGACUAUAGUGUAUCAUAAUAGCAACAGAAUUGGAAAAUGUGAAUUUCUAGUGUUUAGUCUUCCUUGCCUACCAAACAAGAAAUUUAAAGAUAAUUAUUUUUUUUAAUAUGGUAGCUUGACAUUUUAUUGUAAUUAAAUGUAUAUAAACUUGACAUAUAUAACAUUUUAUUUUAAAUUCAGCUAAAGUGUGCCUGGUGAUUUAGGAAAUGUAGGAUUAGUUGAUAAGAUUUGAAGAUCUCAUCAUGUAUGUAUUUUUUAUAUUUUAUUAUUUAUAAUAAUAUGAAUUCAUCACCAACUACUCUCAGCCAGUAAGCACAUAAACUGAAUGGCUCAAUUGCAUAGCCACCACAAAGCUUUAUAGCAAAUAUAAGUAUUUGCUAUGAACAGAUUGCAUAACUUGAUUUUAAAAUUUUGGGACAGAAGUUGUUACAUCUUUUAUACCCAGUAUGAUAUUAGUCAUUUGGGAUCAUGAAAAGUGAUAACUCUUCCUAUGAGAGAAGUAAGUUAAGGUGUUUUUAACAUUGAUUGGCCAAAGCGUGAGACAACAAAUACCAUGCCUCUUUAUAAGUAGUAUGCAAAAUGUAUUUGGAUAUAGUCAAAUAAAUUCAUCUAAUAAUGAUCUUAGACAUACUACUGUCUACAGUGUGCCAUUAAUGGCACACUGUUGAUAGUACUGAAAGUUUUCUACAGCUUUCUUGAGGCUUCUAGUUGCAUUGUUUUCUGCCUUUCCUUUCUCCUGUUCUGAUAGUAUAUAUCUUCUUUGAUUUUACUUUUCUCCAAUUUCCAUUUGUCAUUCAAGAAAAAUCUAAUAGAUGGAUACAACUGUGACUUUGUGUUCUCUUUAAUCUGUUUUAUAAUAAUAAUGAUAAUCUCUCUACUUAUGUUGCUACAAUAAGUAUCCAGUAAACUAGCAUUGUGAAUGUAAGAUUUACUGUAACUGCCAGAAUACUUUUAUUAAUUAGAUAAGAAAAGAAAAUGUAAUAGUAUCACUUACUGGUAAAGAUGUCCUUAACAUGAUACCAUAUGCAGACUUAAACCCUUUAACUUACUGUUUCAAAAUGAACCCAUUUUGAUUAGGAUGACAUCUGUCAUUUUUUUUUUUUUUAAUUUUGUCAUGUCAUUUUUCUUGAGGUUUUCCAUUUUUAAAGAUGAGUACUAAAAAUAACAGACAUUUAUCAUCAAAUUGACAUGAAAACCAAAUUUGUACACUUAGAUAUAGAAUUACAGUGAGAAAUUUAAGAAAAAUGUUGCUAUGUCCAUAAUUGGUCAGUGUGGUUUGCCACAAAACUUUUGGAAGCCACAAAUCUCAGAAGAAUAAAUAAUGUUUUAUCUGACAUUCAAGCAGUAGCCAUUACUAAGUCAUGGAAAUGAGUCAAAGAAUAAAUACUAUGUCUGGUCAUGAGAAGGAUAUUUUUCUUGCCACAAAUAGGUAUUAAUACACCAACUACUACGUAAUUACUGUAGUUAUGGGUAUUGUAUACAAAAGUAAAUUUUUAUAUAUGAGAGUCAGGCCCAAUCUUGUAUGUUUUUAGGUUUAAUGUUUUCGGAAUAAACAUGAAAAAUUUA
This is a messenger RNA of Macrobrachium nipponense, 3363 nucleotides long. It is a transcript of the gene Sgf29, whose product is annotated as SAGA-associated factor 29-like. Gene Ontology annotation, cellular component: SAGA complex. The coding region runs from base 129 to 1169 and encodes 346 amino acids. The record is from RefSeq and is a predicted model, not a curated record. The transcript has 7 exons. NCBI's taxonomy places the organism in Eukaryota, Metazoa, Arthropoda, Malacostraca, Decapoda, Palaemonidae.